AUGACAGUGUUACUACUUACUUUAUGCGUUUUCAACCUUGCCGCGUCAAAUCCAAAUGACCAAACACAAAUCGAACGGUAUAAUGAUAAAAUAAAGACGUAUAAACUGGAAGUGCCUGGAAAGGAACCAAUUACUAUAAUAGAAACCGCGCCUGUCUCCGAUAUGGGGAGUAAAUGGGAUUCUUCUGAUAAAAUGCUUAGUGAUAAAGAUGUAGAAAUUAGAAAUCUUAUGACGCAUAUAGUUCACGAUAUAAACGGAAAUCGUCCUCGUUGUUAUGGACCCUCUUGUCAAGAACGAUUUGAUGAAAAUGAAGGUCCGCAAGAUAGCUUUGAGGACUUAUUUGGUAAUGAGAAUGCAGAUAAACUAAGAGAUUAUCGCGAUUUUCCUAAAGAUCGUCUACAAGCUAUUAGCGCUUUAGCGGCAAAAUUAAAAAAAGACAAGUUAAAAGCUGAUCGAUAUUCUCCCAUAAAUGAUGACAACAUUGAUGAGAACAACAAUAAAAAGAUAUUUACAUCCUGGAACCGGUUGAAAGUGAAACAACAUAAUCAUCCAUUUGACGAUAAAGACGGCUGGGUGACAUUGGAACCAGUAGCAUGGUCUACCAGCAAAAUUUCAAAAUGGAAACCAAAUGUGAAAAAACAGAAACCCAGUUAUUGGAAUGAUGACGAAGAUAGUUUUUCGACCGAUGAUAGACUAACUUCAAAUCAAGACAUGGAUACGAGUUAUAAUUAUGCAGAAAAGAAGCCUACUAUGAUUCGUCCUGGUUUCAUGAAUAACAAAUUGCAUUUGUCAUCAGAAUAUGAUACAGAAUUACCAUCCAAACCGACAUGGAUGGAACCCCAACAGUCCACUGCUAAUUUUCAAUCUUCAUGGGCCCCUGAUGAAAGCCGCCGCCCUUACAAGCAUAAUUGUGACACACAUGAAAAUUAUCCAAAUGAUGAUUCGGGAUACUAUGAAACAAUGCAAGAUUCUUUAGUGAUCGAUCCUCGACCGUCAAAAUUUCCCUAUGAAUAUGAAGCACUUCAUCAAUCCCCCAUUCGGAAACGCCCAUACAGAAGACCUACCAUGUAUAGUGGUAUGUCUGAUUCUGAAGGUGAUCGGUCAUCAAGACCACCUUAUGGAGAUGGACAGUGGGUAUUACUUUCAACAACAAAAGGUUAUAGAAAUAAAAAACGACAGAGGUCACUGAAUCCAAUGAAUACAGAAAAUGUGGUAUAUCCGACGGUGACGUCACACCAAGGUGUUGCAUUAACAGUGUUGCCUGUUGAUGAUACACAUACUAAUAUGACAAUUUCGCAUGGUGGCUUAUUAGAGGUAGAACGAAACUUUCAAACUGUAGAAGAGUCUAAACUUGAUAUGGACAAGAAGAAUGAUUUAGAGUUUUCGACGUCUCAGCAAAAACCAAUCCGAAAUAAAAUCAUCAAAACAAAAGUUGUGCCCAGUAGCUUACCUGAUAGAUCCACUGUUUUUGCUGCAGUUGGCGCUGGUAUGCUGCCGGCUACAAUGGCAAUGGUAGUACCUAUGAUGUUAGGUCGAAGACGCAGAAGGAGAGAUUUAAAUGAGAUCAUACAUCCCUUUCAUAUGGACGAUUACAAUCGACUUUAUUGA
Parnassius apollo (apollo) is the source of this 1608-nucleotide messenger RNA. The record is from the annotation of a GenBank genome assembly. NCBI's taxonomy places the organism in Eukaryota, Metazoa, Arthropoda, Insecta, Lepidoptera, Papilionidae.